This is a messenger RNA of Linum tenue, 303 nucleotides long. The record is from the annotation of a GenBank genome assembly. NCBI's taxonomy places the organism in Eukaryota, Viridiplantae, Streptophyta, Magnoliopsida, Malpighiales, Linaceae.
GGAAUGAUGGGAUGGCUGUUUAUAAACCUGUCGGUUUUAGCAAAGAGUAUCCAAGAUGGUACCCUGAACCAGUCAAUGAUCCUUUACCAAAGCUUCUGUACAUUAUACAUCCUGGACUACUUUUUCUACGAAGAAUACAUGACAUCUACAUGGGACAUAAUUGCGGAGAGAUUGGGCUUUAUGCUGGUGUUUGGGGAUCUCGUUUGGAUUCCUUUUACCUUUAGCAUUCAGGGAUGGUGGCUGCUAAGAAACAACGUGGAGCUAACAACAGCAGCCGUCAUUGCUAAUUGCUUUGUGUUCCUG